This is a messenger RNA of Emiliania huxleyi CCMP1516, 791 nucleotides long. RefSeq lists its product as hypothetical. The annotation marks the transcript as partial. The record is from RefSeq and is a predicted model, not a curated record. The transcript has a single exon. NCBI's taxonomy places the organism in Eukaryota, Haptophyta, Isochrysidales, Noelaerhabdaceae.
UCAUGCAAGGCGAUCCUGACGGCCACCUGCCCACCGGUUUGACAGUGGCGGACUAUGUGCGUGCCGCCGAGCCGCCACACGAGCAGCGAGAGGCCUUCUUUCCUCUCACCGCCGUCGCGCGCUCAGACCUCCGCGGCCUCGCCUUUCGCACUGGCUACGCGCCGCCCGGCGCCGCUUUCUUCACGGGGGAGCUCGUCGGCCCGCCCGCCGGCCACGCAGCCUCCUGGCAAGCCACCAACCGUGCGCGGCUGCCGGUGCUGCUGCAGCCGCUUGGGCUGUGGAGCGGUGGUGGCGAGAGCGACGAGGAGUACGAGGCGUCGCUGCGCUCCCGUCGCGCGCUCACACGCUUUGUCAACCGGAGCCGCGUCGCGGUGCCCUACCGCAAGCUUGAUGCGGGGCUCAGCAUGCUCGCGACCUCGAUGCAUUGGAUCGAGCGCCGGCAAGCGGAGCAGCGCGCGGCAGGCUCGCUCGAGCGCUUCUGGCGCAGAUUUCUCGGCGGCGCACCGCCCUCGCGCCUCUACCACGCGCAGGGCGCGCAGUUCGGCGUGAGCGCCGCCGCCGUGCGCCGCCACCCGCGCGCGCUCUAUCGGGCGAUGCUCGAGGAGCUUGCAAGCGGCGGCCGCGACCCGGUCACCUCGUACUAUUGCGAGCUCGUCUGGUGGUACCUGUUCGCGGCGCCGGAAGCGGCACUGGGCUGGUGACACGCUUGCACUCUGAACUGUCCAGCCGCAGCCGCUUGCGGCUUCGAGGGGUCGGGGUAGUUAGCGUAUAGGCAGUGAUAUAUAAGUUGA